UCUUUUUUCCAGAGUUCCGAGCUCUUCUUGCAGUUCGGGUUUCUACCUCUGUGUGCGACGCUGGCAACAGCAUGCUUCUGAUUCAGACCCUCCACUUAACUGUAAAAAUACAUUAAUCAGAACUGUGUGGCAUCUUCCUAAGCAAGACUUUCAGUGGGACCCAGUAUGCUUCACUUCAUCCGGAAGUUUUCUCAAGCAUCUUCAAAGAUGCUGAAGUACACUUCCACAGUCAGACCAGGAGCCAGCAGGAGAAUAGAAACACUUUCUCACAAGACAUGUCUUCAGCAGAACUUUUCCCUUUUGUUUCCGAGACUUUGGCUUUUCUCAUCCUUUCCAGCAUGUGUGAGCAGGACACAGUAUUAUCAUACUUCCCUAUGCAGUUUUAAGAAGAAGCAAGAGCAAGCAGUGCUUCCAGCCAGGCCACCACGAACAGUCAGUUUCCUGCCUGACAGCCCAAAGCCAGCAUUAUACAUAACUCUGGCAGGACUAAUCCCCUUCGUUGCUCCACCAGUGGUCAUGGUGAUGACAAAGACUUAUAUUCCCAUAUGCUUUUACUCAGAUGGCUUAUGGAGCCAGUUUCCUUUCUUUCUUGGGAGGGAUCAGAUGGGGUUUUGCUCUGCCAGAAGGUAGUCCAGCCAAACCAGACUUCCUCAAUUUAGCUAAUAGUAUAGCUCCUGUUGUGUUUUCAUGGUUUGCUUUCUUUAUUUCUGAAAGACUAAGUGAAGCUAUAGUCACAGUAAUAA
Budorcas taxicolor (takin) is the source of this 743-nucleotide messenger RNA. It is a transcript of the gene TMEM69, whose product is annotated as transmembrane protein 69. NCBI's taxonomy places the organism in Eukaryota, Metazoa, Chordata, Mammalia, Artiodactyla, Bovidae. The record is from RefSeq and is a predicted model, not a curated record.